AUGAAGGCUUCCAAACACUCGCGGCAGCAGAGCGACUCGGUCACCUCAUCCCGGCGGCGCGAGGCGCUGGCCCGCAACACCCUCGCACAAGCCCAGGUAUACCAGCAGCGCCUGUCCAACACGGCCGCCGCCGCCGCGUCCGCGUACUACUCCAUGCCCAGCACCGAGGCCGACGUCUACGAUGCCUACCACGCCAGCGCCGUCAUGCCCCAGCAGCCGCAGUACCAGCAAUACCAACAGCAGCAGCAGCAGACGGUAGACCAGCAAGGUUUGCGGCGCAGCGCCAGCACCGGCGGCUGGUCCAUGCAAGAGGAACAGCCACAGCAGUCGCAGUUUCACCAACACCACCACAACUUUCAGCAGCAGCAGCAGCCGCAGCCGCAGCAGCAACAGCAAAAGCACAAGCUGUACAAGCAAGCCGAGGCCAAGUCGCUGCUCGAGGCGCGCCACCGCCCCAGCAGCGGCGCAUGGUCAAUCCGCGACGAUCAGCAGCUCAUCACGGCACGCAGCGACGGCCUCAACUGGAGCCAGAUCCAGGAGCGCUUCUUCCCGAGCAAGUCGUCCAACGCGUGUCGCAAGCGCCACGAACGCCUCAUUGACAGCAAGGGUCGCGGCAGCGACGAGGCCGCGCGCAUGGAGCGCAUCGCCACACACUACGUAUUGAUGCGAGAAAAGUUGUGGCGACCGCUGGCGGAUUUGACUGAUGAGAAGUGGUCGUUUGUUGAGAAGACGUGCCUCUCCAGCGGCCUCAAAAACUUGCAAGGCGUCGCCAAGGCCGCAAACCGCCGGCAGCGCUACGACGCCAACGCCAUGGCUGCUGCCGCGGCGGCAGCCGCAGCGGCAGGAUACGACGACGACAGCGGCAUCUCGGGCAUUGGCCUGACGCCCGUGGACGAGAAUGGCACCGCUGCAUCCGCGCUCGCCGCGUACCACAGCAGCCCCGUGCCGCCGCCGCCGAGCCCCCACGGCGGCGGCAACAGCAGCGGCAGCGACGUCGUCGUGGGCCAGUCGUUUGGCUCGACGACCUCGCAGGCGGCGUCGGCGACGACGACGACGACGACGACAACGGCGUACCUUGCGCACCCGCACCACCUUGCCCAGGCGCACUUGCAUCCGGCGUAUACAAACAUCAUGUACGGCAGUGGAGGCGGCGGCACAGCGACGCAGUAUCAUCCGCAGCACGCGUACUCGUCGAGCAUCAGCUCCGAGGGCAGCCUGCAUCCAGGUUACGUCUCGCGACGCGGCAACGAGAGUGCUUGA
Molecule: messenger RNA, 1260 nt
Organism: Beauveria bassiana ARSEF 2860
Lineage: Eukaryota; Fungi; Ascomycota; Sordariomycetes; Hypocreales; Cordycipitaceae
Product: myb family transcription factor
Exons: 2
Coding region: 1-1260 (419 amino acids)
Source: RefSeq, a predicted model, not a curated record